CUCUCUGCUCCCCUUCGAGCGAUCGAUCCGGGCGGUGACGAAGUGGAGGAGAGCAGAAGGGAUUCUGGCGGUCAGCGCAGCCGUCGCCCUCGUUGACAUCGGCCGAAACCUCCUCGGUUCUGCCAUCAAAGCCCACGUACAGAGCAGAAGGAAGAAGCAACAACGACAAAGCCGUGAGUAGAAGAAAGCAGCGAGUCCCAGGAGGAGCUAAGGACACCAUUGAGAUGCUAUCAGAUUACGCGAGAUGAGAACCAGCAAUACACUCGUUCAAUGAAAGCAAAACCAGAAACAGUUUUUCAAGGGCAUAUAUUUAUAUCCUGCAGUCAAACAUUAAGCUAUAGCUGAAUGCCCCUCGGUCCAUGACACCUAAGAGUAUUACAGCAUGAUGUGAAUUUUGGUCAAAAAAUUAGUCAAUUGGAUGUCUCUUUUCUAUUUUUUGGGGUGAACGGUAAAGUCAUAGACUGUGACUGAUUUAGUUGGUAGAAUAUCGCUUGAUGAGAGACCAGGCUGUGGAUGACAUUGCCUUUGUUUCAGACUGAAAACAAAGUGGAAUUAAUGCUCCUGGAUAUGUGCAUGUGGAUCACACUGAUGGCAGAUAAAGUUUCGAGUGGCUGUUGUGUAGCCAAAUGUCUGAACAUGUGCAGCACAAGGGAGAUCAGGAUGCUGAAAUAUUGCUCCAGGUUUCUGGUAAACAAGUGGAGCACAAACAUGCCCUGGGGAUCUGGCUAAAGACUAAGUCAUGGCUAGAGGAUCUGAUUCCAGUGACUUCAAGCAUUUUCCACAUGGGACAAAGAAAGGAAAACUUGUAUCUAAGAAAGAAAUCAAAUGAAACUCCAGCUUCCAUGCAUGAGUUGCUUGCAGAUGAAGAGCUUGAACCUGAGCUAGGACUGACGGGAAAACAGGUAUUAUUACCAGAUUGCUUGUUGAAAACUAUAGAAAUCAAAUCAUCAGAGAAGGCAGGCAUCUUAACCAUCCAAGUAUCUCACCGGAGCUUGACCAUUUGAACAAACUUCAAAGUCCCAUGCCACCAGGUUAUGCUCUGUUAUAAAAAAGAAUUAUACUCUUUGUCUAUUAUGUUAUGUCAUUUGAAGCAAUUA
This is a messenger RNA of Musa acuminata subsp. malaccensis (wild Malaysian banana), 1097 nucleotides long. Lineage: Eukaryota; Viridiplantae; Streptophyta; Magnoliopsida; Zingiberales; Musaceae. The record is from RefSeq and is a predicted model, not a curated record.